This is a messenger RNA of Eutrema salsugineum, 1382 nucleotides long. Its product is annotated as protein WHI4. Bases 46 to 921 code for a protein of 291 amino acids. The transcript is spliced from 10 exons. The record is from RefSeq and is a predicted model, not a curated record. Lineage: Eukaryota; Viridiplantae; Streptophyta; Magnoliopsida; Brassicales; Brassicaceae. Gene Ontology annotation, molecular function: mRNA binding.
AAAACUGAUUCUCCGGUUAGCCGGCGACGGGAUAAGUCGUCUUCAAUGGAUGAUUUGGCGGCAUACUACUCUCUCUAUAACCUCCCGGUGAUUGUUCCUCCUCCGCCGCCGGGAAUAUCUCCGAUUCCAAUCACUCCAACACACUCCGUCUACUUGCCUACACACGCCUCAAUCGGAGAUGAGGUUCGUACGCUUUUCGUCGCCGGACUUCCCGAAGACGUCAAGCCCCGGGAGAUCUAUAAUCUCUUUCGUGAGUUCCCAGGUUAUGAGACUUCGCAUCUCCGGACCUCCGAUGGAGCUAAGCCCUUCGCAUUUGCUGUGUUUUCGGAUCUGCAAUCAGCUGUAGCAGUGAUGCACGCUCUCAAUGGAAUGGUAUUUGACCUUGAAAAGCAUUCUACUCUUUAUAUUGAUCUUGCCAAAUCAAACCCCAAAUCUAAGCGUUUAAGAACAGAUGAUGGUUGGGAGAGCUUGAAAAAAACAAAAUCUUGGAGCGCCACUCCUGAAUCUGCAGGUUUUGGCAGCUUUCACACUCCUGGAACGAGUAGUUCUGCUUACAACACAUUUGGUUGUUCACCUGCACAAAGUCAAGGAAUUGCUAAUGUUGCUAAGAGGUCAACAACAACUGGAAAAUCUAAUAAUGCUGCAGAACCUUGUCCAACACUUUUCAUAGCAAAUAUGGGACCAAAUUGCACUGAAUCUGAGUUAGUUCAAGUCUUUUCCAGAUGCCGUGGAUUCUUGAAGCUGAAAAUUCAGGGCACAUAUGGGACUCCUGUUGCAUUUGUUGAUUUCCAGGACAUCAGUUGCUCAAGUGAAGCACUACAUACUCUUCAAGGCACAGUGCUUUACUCAUCUCUCACUGGUGAGGGUUUGAGGCUGCAAUAUGCGAGAUCACGGAUGGGGAUGCGUAAGAAGAUUAAUUAAUGUUAAUAUUAUUAACUAAGCUCUGAUUAGUGAAGAUAAAGUAGAAUGCCAUGCCAAAACAUCGUAGAUACUGAACUUAGCUAUACGCAUGUAUAGUCUCGGUAUUCAGAUGUAUUAUUUAUCAGAUGAUUGAAGGGGAAAUUAGGCAAAAUAUGUUUUACCCUCGAAAUAAAAAAAUUCGCCAUCAUAUUUUGUAGUUUUGUGUGUAAACGACAAAUAUAUACAGAUGUAUAUCCCUUUUGACAUUGUUCUCUCUCUUUUCUUCGUUCUUGUUUUCGUCUCCUUUCAAUCUUAUUUGCUUUACAAAACAAAUUGAUUCAUUGAGAUCCUUACUAAAAAGAUAUGUAUAUUCUUUUUCUGUAUUUGAUGUGACUUGAAUUUUCCAAAACGGACACAAAUUUGUAGGAUUUACAAUUUUAGGUUUUGACUUUAUUAAUAGGUUCAAGACUUAUUUGGCUGUU